CCCCCAAAGAGCCACACACCCUGCCUCCCAGAAAAGCACACCCACCUCUCUCUCUCUCUCUACCCACUUAACAAACCAGGCUGUCCCCAACAAUGCACACCACCCCCUCCCACACUCUUCUCCUCCCCCUUCUCUCUCAUCAGAUUCUCCACCCCAAAUGAGUGCUGAGUUCUCCUCCUCUGCUGCCAUGGAGCUUGGAGACGUGAUGGGGUUGCAAGGGCUCACAGUCACCGUGCCAUCCCCCAAGGAGAGUGACAUGGGUCUCCUCAGGAGAGGAGGCUUCACCCAGGCUGCUGCCGCCUCCUACCCCUCUCCCUUCCUUGAUGAACAGAAGAUGCUCAGAUUCUCCAAGGCUGCUCACACAUUGCCCUCAGGUUUGAAUUAUGGAAGGCCAAAUGAGCAGAGUUUCUUGCUAUCUAGGACCAAUAGGCCUUUUACCCCCUCACAGUGGAUGGAGCUGGAGCACCAGGCUCUCAUAUACAAGUAUAUCAAUGCAAAGGCCCCUAUACCUUCCAGCCUGCUCAUUUCAAUCAGCAAAAGCUUCAGAUCAUCCAAUAGAGUGAGUUGGAGACCUCUCUAUCAAGGCUACACAAAUGCAGACUCUGACCCAGAACCUGGAAGAUGCCGUCGAACUGAUGGCAAGAAAUGGCGAUGUUCAAAGGAGGCGAUGGCUGAUCACAAGUACUGUGAGCGGCAUAUCAAUAGAAAUCGCCACCGUUCAAGAAAGCCUGUGGAAAACCAACCUAGAAAGACUGUGAAAGAGGCGCCUGCUGCUGGCGCAUUGUCAAGUGCUGUCUCACAAGGUAGCUUGAAGAAGGCAAAAGUUAACGACUUGAAGCCAGGCACUGUCAGCUAUUGGACAGAUAGUUUAAGCAGGACAAUGUUGAGCAGAGAGAAAGCAAACAAACCAAAAGAAGACAACACUCCACUGCUGAAUUCCACGAAUGGAGAACCCACAUUGUCCCUGCUCUCUCAACUGAAGCAACAAAAUAAACCGGACACGUUCAGUCCCAAAGUGGAUAGUGAAUCGAUCUCAUCAGAUUUGAAAGCCUGGGGAAGCAUUAGCCAGCAGAGCAAUAAGAACAUUUCUUCCACACAACUGUAUGAUGCUGAAUGCAUCCAAUCAGUUCUUCAAAAUUUCAGCCUGGCUAAGAAUGAGAAGAUGGAGUCUGAGAAGAACAAAUACUUUGAUUCCAUACUAGUUUCAUCAACUUUCAAUCCUGAAGAAAGUCCACGCCUAAGCUACCUAGCAUCUAACAUGACUCAAGUGCAAGAGGAUUGCAUCUCAAGUUCUUGGGAGAUGCCUCAAGGUGGUCCCCUAGGCGAGAUGUUAACAAACUCCAAGAAUUAUGAGUACUUGACCAAGAAGAGUGAAUCAAGAUCAUAUGGUUGGUUACUGAAUCUUGACCACGCAACUUGAGCCCUCACUCAAGUCAAUGGAGAGCUAGGCAUUUGCAUUUCUCACCCAUGAAAGGGGACAAUGAUGAGAAAAGAAGGAUGGCAUGGCUUUGGUGUUUGAGCCAUCCAUGCUUGUUAUCUCCCCUUUUGUUUAGUUUCUUUUGUAGUCUCUAAUUAGUUGAAUCGUCUGUUCUUCUGAAUCUGGCUGUACCUUAAACAAAUUCUAGUUUGCCUUAGAUAAGAUCUUGCUAGGUAGUUAUUUAAUGGUCUGCAUUUAGCAGAAGGAACUAUGAGGAUUAUUUUUUACAUA
Molecule: messenger RNA, 1708 nt
Organism: Phragmites australis (common reed)
Lineage: Eukaryota; Viridiplantae; Streptophyta; Magnoliopsida; Poales; Poaceae
Product: growth-regulating factor 9-like
Exons: 4
Coding region: 158-1420 (420 amino acids)
Biological process (GO): developmental process; DNA-templated transcription; regulation of DNA-templated transcription
Cellular component (GO): nucleus
Molecular function (GO): ATP binding
Source: RefSeq, a predicted model, not a curated record